AUGGCUUCCGCUCCCAAGCAACCAGUCAUUAUCGUCGGUGCCGGAGUUGUCGGCCUUGCUCUCGCUCAAGGCUUGAAGAAGGAGGGCAUCCCGUUCAUUGUCUUCGAUCGAGACGAGCAUAUCGACGCCUGUGGCCACGGCUGGGCAAUCACGCUGUGGGCAUUGGAGGCUCUUGGGCACUGUUUGCCCGCGCGUCUACUCGCCCGGCUCGAGGAAAUCGAGAUUGACCCCACAGAUGACCGGAAGCAAGGCGGCACUUUCACCAUGUAUAACCUUAAGACGGCCGAGCCUACUAUGAAGGUGACCCUUUCACAUCAGCGCAGGAUCGACCGUGAGAAGCUGAGGAAGCUUCUCUGCGAUGGCAUUGAUGUUCAAUGGAACAAAACUCUCAAGGAUUUCACCGAGACCGACAAGGGUAUGCUCGUCAGCUUUGAGGAUGGGACUUCAGUACUUGGUAGCCUUGUUGUCGGGGUUGAUGGAGCUCAAUCCAAGGUCCGGCAACAGCUUUGUCCAACUACCCACGAACUACACCAGUUACCUAUCCGCUUUCUCGGCACCACCAUCAAGAUGAGUCCAGAGGAAGCGAAAGUCUUCACAGAGCUUGAUAAGCUUAUGUUUCAGGCCACGCACCCAGACACCGGUACCUUCUUCUGGUAUGCCCUUUUGGGCGCCCCUGCUGUCAAUGGCUCCGACAAUACCUCAGAUCCCCACUACCGUUGCCAACUGAAUAUUUCAUGGCCAGUCAAGACUCCUGAUGAUGAGAUCCCCGCUACUAACGCUGGUCGGGUCCGAAAGAUCAAGCUGUUAGCUGAGGUUUUCGAGGCCCGUUUCAAAAAGCCCGUAAUGGAUAUUCCAGAAGAUCUUAAUAUUGUCGAGAUCAAAUUCCGCAAGUGGCCUGUGCUUCCUUGGCCUACACUGGGCGGUAAAAUCACUCUUGCUGGUGACGCUGCUCACGCCAUGACUAUGUACCGCGGAGAGGCUGCCAAUCACGGUAUCACGGAUGCCAAUGUGUUGAAGGAUAAUCUAGUCAAGAUGUGGGCGUCCGAGGGCGGUAUCUCCCAGGACGAGGCCCUCCAGUCUUAUGAAGCUAACAUGCGUCCUCGGACCCUCUGGUCUGUGAAUGCUAGUAGGCAGGCUUGGCUUGACUCCCAUGACCACGAGAAGAGCAACGUGGGUAGUGGCCUGGUGUCUGUUCAAGAGGCGAAUAAGGUCGCUGUCCCUAUUUCUGUCGGUUAG
Molecule: messenger RNA, 1236 nt
Organism: Clonostachys rhizophaga
Lineage: Eukaryota; Fungi; Ascomycota; Sordariomycetes; Hypocreales; Bionectriaceae
Source: the annotation of a GenBank genome assembly